UUUAACGUUUCCAAUAGAAGAAGUUGAGGAUGGUGCAUUGGAAUUUGGUUCUAAAAGCCCGAAAGGUAGAAGACGCCAUCAACGGUCCAAGACUCCAAGUCAUGCUCGCACUGUCCAGAGGGUUUAACCAUAGGUUUUUAACCUUCCACAGGCACCUUACUAGUCCUCUCAUGGCCAACAACGCUCCCCUGAAGCGCGUCGGCACUCACAAUGGGAGCUUCCACUGCGACGAGGCCCUCGGUUGCUUCAUGAUUCGCCUCACCGAUAAGUUCUGCAACGCCGAAAUCGUCCGCACCCGCGACAUCCAGGUGCUGGAGGGUCUCGAUGCUGUUCUUGAUGUUGGGGGUGUGUAUGAUCCAAUUCAAGAUCGGUAUGAUCAUCACCAGAAAGGGUUUGAUGAGGUUUUUGGGCACGGCUUCUUUACCAAGCUCAGUAGUGCUGGUCUUGUCUACAAGCAUUUUGGAAAGGAAAUAAUAGCCAAGGAACUUCAAGUUGAUGAAGGGCACCCGGAUGUGCAUCGGUUAUUUUUGGCUGUGUACAAGAGCUUCAUGGAGGCAAUCGAUGCUAUUGACAAUGGGAUCAAUCAGUUUGAUACGGAGAAACCUCCAAGAUACUUGAAUAAUACAAACUUGUCUUCAAGAGUUGGAAGAUUCAAUUUGGAUUGGAUAGACCCUGAUCAAUCACCUGAGAAGGAGAAUGAGGCCUUUCAACAAGCUAUGUCUCUGGCUGGUCAUGAGUUUUUAGAUAGUGUUAGGUAUCAUGCAAAAUCAUGGUUGCCAGCGAGGUCAAUUAUAGAGGAGUGUCUUGCAGCAAGACAGGAUAGUGAUCCUUCUGGAGAAAUUAUGGUUUUGAAUAGAUUCUGUCCUUGGAAGCUUCACUUGCUUGAGCUUGAGGAAGAGAUGAAGAUUGACCCUCUCAUCAAAUAUAUUGUCUAUCAGGAUGACAGGAACAAAACUUGGAGAGUGCAGGCAGUAGCCGUGUCCCCUGAUAGGUUUGAGAGCAGAAAGCCUCUUCCUUCUCAAUGGCGAGGACUAACAGAUGAUGAACUCUCAAGGGAGGUGGGUAUUCCUGGCUGUGUUUUUGUCCAUAUGAGUGGGUUUAUUGGUGGGAAUCGAAGUUAUGAGGGUGCUCUGGCCAUGGCAAAAGCUGCUUUGAAGCUCUAACUGAAGAAAAGUGAUCUGAGUCAGUGAUUUUAUUAGUUCGGAUUCUGAGAGAUUUUUGGCAUUUCUGCGGGAUCUACCUAUUUUUUUUUUUCCUGUUUCCAUUUUAUGUGCCUUGGGCAGCAAUUUUGAAGUCCCAUGUGGUUUCUCACAGCUUGUUGUGGGAUGCAUUUGGAAGAUUUUAGCUUUUGGUUAAUAACUUUUAUCCAUUUCCGAUUUCAGCAUGUA
This is a messenger RNA of Carya illinoinensis, 1388 nucleotides long. Its product is annotated as MYG1 protein C27H6.8-like. Gene Ontology annotation, cellular component: nucleus; cytoplasm. The transcript is spliced from 7 exons. The coding region runs from base 30 to 1163 and encodes 377 amino acids. Lineage: Eukaryota; Viridiplantae; Streptophyta; Magnoliopsida; Fagales; Juglandaceae. The record is from RefSeq and is a predicted model, not a curated record.